CCAUUGCUCAUGAUGACUCCUAUUACCGUGCUAUUGUUACUCAAACAAACAAUGAUGGCACUGUUGGUCUGUACUAUGUGGACUAUGGUGAUAGUGGAACAGUGCCAAAGUACAAGCUUCACAAGCUCAGAAAGGAGUAUUUACAACUUCCAUUCCAAGCAAUUGAAUGUUAUUUGGCCAACACUAGACCAAAAGGUGAGAGCUGGGAUAAACAAGCAUCAGAAGACUUUGAGAAGUUAACACAUUACCCUAACUGGGUGGGUCUUAUGGCCAAAAAUGUCAAGUAUUGUGGUAGCAUCCCAUGUCUUGAUUUGUAUGACACAACGACUGAUAAGGACAUUCACAUCAACCAAGAAAUGAUUCAACGUGGAUAUGCCUUUGAAGAUAGCUCGUAUCCAACACAGACAUCUGAGCCAGAACCAAGAGGAAGAUAUGUUAAAGGUACAUCACAUAACACAUUUCCAGAAAAUUCAUUAUCCGAAAAUGAAGUAUUUACCACACAUUCUGCCACAGUCGUCGAUGAAGAAGACGCAAAGAUAGACCUUAACUUGAGUGGACCUAUUAAUCCCAACGAGUUCUCGCCCAUUAAAAGUGCCCUGGUAAAACGUGUCUCAAAAGAGUACAUAAAUACCAGUGCAGUAACUAAAGAUCCAGGAAUGCGUGCUGCCGUUGACACAAUAUCAGAAGAGAAACUUGUACAAGAGUUAGUUGUUGCUGCUGAGAUUGAAUCACAAUUGCAAUCUUUACCGGAAAUUGAAUCUGAGUCUAUACCGGAAGUGGAGUCCUCUCUGGAGGUAAAUUCCAUAUCGAAAACACUAGAGUCUGCUCCGGAAAAAGAUUUUAAAUCUACGCCAGAAGUGAAUGUUCCAAGUGAUGUUCCCCCAUCUCUUGCUGAGGUUUCCGGUUUUGGCUCCCCAAAUUCAUCGCAUGUUUUGAAACCAGAGGUUAGGGAAAUGAUUGAAAUCGAAGUGGGCCAAUCAUUUGAGACGCAGCUCACACCACCCAACGGUAUUGUCACGCAAUCGCGGAUUAAGGAGAGGAGUGACGCGGGAGGAGUGUUUUCGACUGAGGUUGCGCAAUCUGAUUCUGGAAUUGAUGUCAAGCGUGAUGGCGAUGUGAUGAACAUUUCUGUAGAUUCUCACUUGGAACCAUCUGUCGCGCAAGCUACUAUCACGCCAUCUGUAGAUGAUGACGACGACGACGAUGAUUUAGAAACUUUCACUUCAACACUCCAAAAGCAAGUCCACAGUAAAAAAACUUUUGUUUCAUCAGUGACUGUCACAUCAAACCACAACAAAAGGUCCACUGUCACGAUCGUACCAACAAGUGACGCAGAAGAUGCCGAAGCAGGCAGYGAGACCACGCAUUCCAGUAAAAUAUCAUAUGCACAAGUCUUAACGAAAUCCAAAAAAGAUGGUCCAGCCAUAGUUAAUCUAUCUGCACACCCUGCAGGUAAUGAAGACAACACCGUAGAACAAAGAUUUGAAAUUCAUUCAAAACCUAACAAUGCCUUUGAAUUACGGCAGGAAGUGACGCCAUAUAAGGAAGGUAGCAUCGAACAAACACUUAAUCACAUGACUCAGUCAACCAAUCAAGAUAAAGCGCCAAUUCCAAAUCAACAAAAUGGCGCUUUGAAUUUUGAGAAAAAAGAUGUUCCGAGUGAUGACCGUAAAAGCCCUUUGAAUAUUGACAGUGAUUCCGAGACGUACUUAAGCGCUUUAGAAGAACCCGCCUCGGACACCGACACAACAAGCUAUUACGAGACAGCUGCCGACCGAAUAAGCGGCAGCUCUACAUCACUUGACUCCUUAACACCAGGCGUCGAUACUGAUACUGACACGGUCAGACCACACGACGAGGAGAAUGGUACGCCAGUAAAUAGCGACACUGAUGAUGACUAUGAUAGCGAUGAUGAAAGCGAAGCGGCCGAUAAAACGCCAAAAAGGAAAGAGUCUGACGGUCAUGUCGACGAGGGGAGCACACCGAAAGCGAGUGAUUCGCUCARAAUGGCAGCAAAAUAUCUGUCGGACAUGGACCUUGGAUACAAAGGUGAYUCUGAAGAUGUUACAGAAUCAAGAGAAGACUUAAGUUGACUUUUGCUCGUGGUACAUUUCCAUUAACAAAAAAACAUAMAUUUUCUAAUGAAUUGGGCGAUUUUCCACUUUCUACAGUGGAACCCAACAUAACGAGCAACUGCUUAAUACAGCCACCCCUUUAAUAAGGUCAUUUUUGAAUGUUACAUCGGUGGCCAGAUUACGGAGGCUCCACUGUUGUAUUCAACAGCAUGUUUUUGGUUUUCCUUUUAUAUCAUUUUUUAUUCAGUUUUGGUCCAAUUUGUUAGUGAAUACUCAAAACAAUGAAAAUUGUUUAAAAUAUUAGCGGCCUUUUGGCCUUCAGUCUCAUUUAGACAAUAAAGUAGUUGAAGCGAGGGCAUUAUGCUGUGAUAACUGGCUAGAUGUAACUGGAUACAUACAUAUGUGGUGUGAUCCAGCGGAUACACAUGUCGGUUCUUCUGGACCCUUUUUUCCGCGAUCAAGAAUUAAAAGCUAAAUAGGGUCUGAGAUUGUACUAUGUUAAGGCUAAUAGCUGUUUGGAUUCUCUUGAGCAAGAGACAAAAGAGAGAACGAGAAAAUGUCUUUAUAACAAUAGCCUUGAAAAUUGGCAUUUUCCCCAAGUUGAGACUAAACCUGUGUUGAUUCCCAUAAGACCUAAGGUUUAAGCGUUUUGGGAAUACAGGGUUAGCCUCUACUCGGGGAAAAUGUAAAUUUUUAGCGCUAUUGUAAUUUCAACAUUUUCUCUUGCUUUUUUUAUGUCUUUGCGUAAGAGAAUCUGUUGUCAAGUAAAGCAGCGACAUUUUGCUUUAAAUUCGAAGUUGGAGUAUUCUUCGUGUGCAACCACAUGACUUGUAUCCCCUGAGAAAUAAACAACAAAGCAAUCGCCGCCAUGUUGGAUGAAUGAACAAGAGAAACUAAUGAGGAAUGCUUUGUGAUCUUCAUCCAACAUGGCGGUGAUGACGUAACUUGCACGCCAAGAAUAAUUUCCUUCUCUAUAGUCUGAGUUCAUCCAGCGUUUACCCGUAAACACGAGUUUAAGAACGUUAAUUUUGAAAAUAAACCGGAUGUACGCAGGCUAUCUUCUCCAGCGCUGUAACUUUUUAUCAUUUCUAGAAGUCAAUUCCAUACAAGAACUAAAUAUUGAUGUGAUACUGUAAAGUAAUAUAUAGAGGAUAUGACAUGGGCGCGUGCUGAACGGAUAAGGAUUUUUUAUUCAAGAUCUCCAAUAUAUAGAGAUAUUGAAAAUAGACAGUGAAAUGAACACACUUUUGAUAAAAUGUUUGAUAGUGCAGUGUGACUAGUUUCUUUAAUAUUCCUAUCGAGCAAUCUGACUUAUUGAAACUGUAUGAAACUCACGUAAAAUUGAUUAUAAAGUGUAGAAAUUAUAAAUGAAAAAAUGAAGUCUGGAAAAGGGAA
Molecule: messenger RNA, 3470 nt
Organism: Exaiptasia diaphana
Lineage: Eukaryota; Metazoa; Cnidaria; Anthozoa; Actiniaria; Aiptasiidae
Product: surface protein
Exons: 5
Source: RefSeq, a predicted model, not a curated record